AAAUGUCACUUUGAUUUCAGAAUCUGUUCCUGAAUACAUUUGUGAAACUACCAUGAUACUCAUGAAACAUUCUAGAGCUCUAAGACUCCAGCAGAGAUGAAGGAGUUACCCGCAUUGCAGGAGUCUUCUGAUGCAGUCAAGUUAGGUGCAGGUCUCGAGCUGUGUCAUCAUACAGCUGAAGACUGCAGGCAGAUGGAGCAUUCCUUGCCAAGUUGUGUCAUGGAAGCUGUGAAGAUUGAGCCUCGUGAUGAGCAGCAAUCAAACUGUGACUCGGGGCUCCCAGCUGGCUUCCUUGAAGUGGAGAAAGAGGAACCUUUCUUCAUGAAAGAAGACAGUGCCACAGUUGCUGACUUCAAACCGUUGCAAAUUCCAUUCCUGGGCUUGGAUUCUCUCAAGGCCGAGCCUGUCGAGGCUGGGGGCAUCUCCAUCCAUCCCCCAGGCUCCUCCUGCAAACCAAGAACUCCCAACAAGGGCAGGAAUCUUUACCGCUGUUCAACAAAAAGCCUCUGAGACUGCCUGCUUAGCCUCUACUUCUCUGGAGGUGCACAAUUGUGGUGCUUCAAUGGCUCUUCCGCCUUCAGAAACUUCAACUUCCAAGGGCAAGAGUCAAACAAAUGAAAUGAAAAUCUCAACCACUGAACAAGAAGCUGGUGAAGCUCGCUCGCCUAACAAUGGCCGCCUUCCUCCUACUCCUGCACCAUCAGUAAAUUGUAACGUUCUCAGCUACAAUGGAACAAGAACUGUCCCUGCAACGCGGGAGGCUUCUUUUAAGGUGAAUGAGGCGCACAAUUCUGUGGAUUUCAAACGUUCUAAGCAUCUGUGCGCCAAAUUAAAAAAAUGCAGUGUACUAUUGACUCGCAUUCAUGUUUCUGAAAAUUACAAAUACGUUUGCAGUGAAGAAAACGAAAAUAAUAUUUGCUCAGAAGAAAUAGCAUUUCCAGAGCCUCUUCCUGAUCAUGGGAGCAAAGAUUCAGAGCGACCUAAAAUGCACAGUGAAAAAGUGGGCAUAAGUGGAGGACCAAAUUCAAGUAAAGAAAAUAAGAUAAACUUUUCUAAAAAUACUGAUGGUCUGCGAAGGACAUCCCUCAGUUGUUCCAAGCGUCUAAAUGCUUCUAUGAAGGAGGCAAUUUCUUCCACAACCUCCCACGUACGUCGUAACAAAGAGAAGACUCUCAAGUGUCAUGUCUGUGGCGCAGCUUUCCGCUUUAAAUGUGAUCUUGACCGACAUAUCAACGCAGUUCAUCUUAAAUUGAGGCCCUACAAGUGCUCUAAGUGCGAUUAUGCCUCCAGUCGGAUUUCUAAUUUGCAAACCCAUUUAAACACAGCGCAUGCAAAGCCGAAGAAAUUCUUUAAGUGCACAGUUUGUUACAUGAAUUUUUCCUCUCCCGCGUUGCUACAGCGCCACGUCUCUAAUUCCCAUUCUGCUGCUUCCAAUUUCCAAUUGGAUAACCAUCUCGCCGACGCCAAUUUAAUAGUGAAACCUUACAAGUGUUCUGACUGUAGCUAUGCUGCUACUGCCAAGAACGAUCUCAACCGGCACAUAAAAGCUGUACAUCUGAAGAUAAAACCACACAAAUGCGAUCUUUGUGCUUAUGCUGCCACAACUAAAACACUUCUUCGUGAUCACAUUGCAGGUGUUCAUCAGAAACUCAGGCGCUACAAAUGUCAUGAAUGUGCCUACGCUGCCGCCGUGAAGAGUAAUAUUACGCGCCAUAUGAAAGUCGUUCACUUGAAACUAAAGCCAUUCAAGUGUGAUGAGUGUGACGGUUACUUUUCUCAGAAAGGUGAUCUAAAAGUUCACAUUUCCAGAAUGCACCUAAACGACAGACUGCACUCGUGCCCGCACUGUUCCUAUUCAUUUGAGUCGAAAGCAAGACUUGCUGGGCAUAUCGCUAACGUUCACUUGAAGCUAAAGCCUCACAAGUGUCCUCAAUGUGACUUCACUUGCAGCACUAAAGGGCAUCUUAAUUCUCAUGUUAAUAGUGUUCAUUUAAAAUUGCGACCUCACAAGUGCCAGACAUGCAAGCGCGGGUUUUGCACGAAAACUAAGCUAGAACAGCACAUGAAAUCGGUGCACAUGAAUUUGAGGGAACACAAAUGUUCGCAGUGUGAUUACGCUGCAAAUUCUAGUGGGAAUCUCAAGAUACAUGUUGAUGUGGUGCAUCUGAAGAAAGAAAAGAAAUACAAGUGCGGAGUUUGUGAGUACAGCGCCACUAGCAACUCUGAUCUUAAAAGGCAUGUUGCUCGUAAACACUGAAAAUCAAGUGGCUUCCACACCAGUAUAAUUUUUGCUGGCGUAUAAUUUUUUUGCUUAUAUACGUCGUGUGCAUGAAAUUAAUUCCCUUUAUUUCUUGUUCUCUGCUGAAGGUACCCACAUCAAUUGUUAAGAAUUUGCUAUACUUGUUGUAAUCGCUAUUAUUGUAUUUUGCAUUUAGUCAUUACCUAUAUAACAUUUAGAGGGGGGCAAACCUGAGCUGGAUGGCGUCAGCAGGCAAGUGGUUCUAUUCGGAUAUGGUUGUGGGGAAAAAUGUCAUCUGGGGGUAUUGAGUCCAGCUGAAAGGAACGACAUACUGUAGAGGGUGGGACUUGCUGGUAUUCUGCAUGGAGCAGCUGACAGGGGAGGGAGAGGUGGCUAUAGGUUGUUGUGGAUCUUGUAAAGCAUGGUAAGCCUAGCACGCCUUCUUCUGUCUCGCAACGUUGGCCAUGCCAGGUCACAGAGUUCGUUGUACACACUGGAAGCCCGGAGCAAAUAAUACGAGACUCACCGCGCUGCUCUACGCUGUACUUUUUCAAGAGUGGCAAUAUCGUCUGCUGCACGAGGAUCCCACACACAACUUACGUACUUCAGUAUGGGU
Messenger RNA from Hyalella azteca, 2855 nucleotides. RefSeq names its product zinc finger protein 43-like. NCBI's taxonomy places the organism in Eukaryota, Metazoa, Arthropoda, Malacostraca, Amphipoda, Hyalellidae. Gene Ontology annotation, biological process: regulation of gene expression. Bases 563 to 2257 code for a protein of 564 amino acids. The record is from RefSeq and is a predicted model, not a curated record. The transcript has 4 exons. Gene Ontology annotation, cellular component: nucleus.